Messenger RNA from Anguilla rostrata (American eel), 4829 nucleotides. It is a transcript of the gene rab3db, whose product is annotated as RAB3D, member RAS oncogene family, b. Gene Ontology annotation, cellular component: synaptic vesicle; plasma membrane; endosome. The transcript has 5 exons. The record is from RefSeq and is a predicted model, not a curated record. Lineage: Eukaryota; Metazoa; Chordata; Actinopteri; Anguilliformes; Anguillidae. Gene Ontology annotation, biological process: protein secretion; protein localization to plasma membrane; regulation of exocytosis. Gene Ontology annotation, molecular function: GTP binding; myosin V binding; GTPase activity. Bases 1701 to 2390 code for a protein of 229 amino acids.
UUAGUUUUAUUCGGCUGUAGGUAAUUUCUUUAUCAUGGCUAUCGCUUGCUACAAAACCUUAUUUAUGUCCGGAUGAGCUUGCUAGUUUGCGACCGCUGGUGCGUGUAACAUGCUAGUCCGGUGGAUAUCAUCACAGGUUGUAAUAGUUAAAGUUAAAUGAACAAUCGAACAAGGUAUAGCUUAAUAUAAUUGUAUGUGUGUACACAACUAAUGUGUUCCUGUCAAGUGUCUGCGACUUUUGUAUGAUGGGAAAGUAUCCCAGUUGCGUCCGCAUGUAAUUUCUCACUCGAACAACACCUGGCUGCCUUUAUUUCAAUUUCCAGGUAUUUUAAAUAUCUUAGAACCGAUGAGCGACUCAUAUCACUUCCGCACUGUUACAGUGAAAUGAGACAGCGAAGUUAUUCGGUCUGUUAGUAAAUCGUGCAGCGUUUUGCUUUUGCAUCUCUGGACUUGCCAUUCUUGUUCUUCUUGUUGCACUUCGCUUGCACAUAAUGACAAUACAAUGGCGACAUGACAAACGUAUCAACUGGAUCCAGUGGAAUAUUUUUGCGAUAUGAACACAAAACACCGCGGGAGCAAUUACUUUUGUCCUAGCCGAAGAAUGUCAUGUCAAUAAACAUAGCCUUAUCUUUUCCGCUACAGGGGUUGCCUGUAUGCCAUGUUCAGGGGGCAGGGGGGGUGAAAAUAGGACCUGCUACGGGUAAAGAUCUUUAAAUAGACUACGACUUAUCGCGUUCAAGCUGUAGCCAAUUUCUACAAAGUGUAGGCUACAAGUAUUUGAAUGUGGCAUGUAUGUUCCGGUAAUACCAUUCAUGUGACGGACUAGAUUCUUACAGCAGAAUAUGGCACACUUGUCAGACUCCAGACUGCGUUCAUCACAUUUUCAUGCCACAAAUUCUUUACAAUGUUAAUUCUGUAAUAAAUAUAAGUGUAUUUCAGAAGUUAUGGAGUCCACAGACUAGGAAACACAAAUUGACGUUUGAAGGUCGUGCUUAAAUCAGUUUUCUCGGCUAAUCCGCCUUCUUUUUUUCCAGUCUAAAAACUUCUAGACUCACCUGUCCUGCAAAAUGGUGUGAUACUGGUGAAUUCCAAAUCAUACCACAAUGAGUAGGCUAGUCUAAACAUCAGAUUUAAAAGUGUUUUUUUCUUCUUCUUUAUGAGUGCGAUACAUUACAAUAAUAACCACCUCGCUGCACCCACACGUUGACAACAGUAACUACUUGUGAAUGAAUAAAAUGUUUGCUCCACCCGACAUCCUGGGAUGGUGGCGAGGUUAAACCCAGAACAGGCUUGCAAAACGGUUGAGUGUUGAAAUAAGUUGUGCAGUCGUGUUUAUUUAAAAAUCAGACCUUCUGCCGUAACUUUCUGGAGUGUAAAUUUAGCCAUCGUUCUUUGUUACUAGCCAUCCCCUUGCAGUGAUCAAUGACAACUAACCUUCUGCGGUUGCCUGGUUCGUUUUUAAAUUGACUUUAAGUUAAUUUUUUAAUUUAAAUUUGGAAGUUGCGUGUCAGGCACAUCUUCUAUGAAAUGAGUGCAGACUGAAAGAAAUUGGCUGGUGCAGAAAUACUGUUUUAACUUUAACGUGUUGGGGCCAAGGUGCCUGAGGGUAAACGACAGCCGUUGUGUUUUUAUUGUACUGUAUUGUUUGCUGUUGCUGCAUUCUUUACCAUGUGUAAUUAUAACUUCUUUGUCUACCUACAAUGAGUCAUUGUGUUGCUGCUGGUGAGAUGGCGUCAGUGAGCGACGCCCGCCAGCCGCAGCAGGCCCAGAAGGACGCGGCGGACCAGAACUUCGACUACAUGUUCAAGCUGCUGAUCAUCGGGGACAGCAGCGUGGGCAAGACCAGCUUCCUGUUUCGCUACGCCGACGACUCCUUCACCCCCGCCUUCGUCAGCACCGUCGGCAUCGACUUCAAGGUCAAGACCGUCUUCAGAAACAACAAGAGGAUCAAGCUGCAGAUCUGGGACACUGCGGGGCAGGAGAGGUACAGGACGAUCACAACGGCCUACUACAGGGGGGCAAUGGGCUUCCUCCUCAUGUAUGACAUCACCAACGAGGACUCCUUCAGCGCCGUGCAGGACUGGGCCACUCAGAUAAAGACGUACUCCUGGGACAACGCACAGGUAGUGCUGGUGGGGAACAAGAGUGACCUGGAGGAGGAGAGGGUGGUCCCAACGGAGGGCAGCCGGCAACUGGCCAACGAGCUGGGGUUUCACUUCUUCGAGGCCAGCGCCAAGGACAACGUCAACGUGAGGCAGGCGUUCGAGCGUCUGGUGGACGUCAUCUACGAGACGAUGAGCGAGAGCGCGGACGGGGACCAGAGCGCGUCCGGCAGAGCCGCCGCCCUGCAGGACGCGCCCCCCGACAGCCGGGGCGGCUGCGCCUGCUGACCGCAGUGCACCCUGGGACUGCCUCGCCCGGCGGCCCGUCCCCCUCCGUGGAGCCCAUGUCCCAGCACCCCACAGCUCCCCACAACAGCCUCUUAAUCUUAUCACCCCCAUAUUUGCACUGCGCAAACCGUCAAUCUGCCCGGACCCCCCCGCACCCGCCCCCCCCUUCCCCAGGUCACUUCCUGUUACUCAAAGCAACACAGAGGAACUACCAUCACCAUCUCUCUGUACUCCUCCAAACCCUGAGAGUGUUCUAUGGUCACUGUUACCGAUCACCUUCUCUCUGUACUCCUCCAAACCCUGAGAGUGUUCUAUGGUCACUGUUACCGAUCACCUUCUCUCUGUACUCCUCCAAACCCUGAGAGAGAGUGUUCUAUGGUCACUGUUACCGAUCACCUUCUCUCUGUACUCCUCCAAACCCUGAGUGUGUUCUAUGGUCACUGUUGCCGAUCACCUUCUCUCUGUACUCCUCCAAAACCUGAGAGAGAGUGUUCUAUGGUCACUGUUACCGAUCACCUUCUCUCUGUACUCCUCCAAACCCUGAGAGUGUUCUAUGGUCACUGUAACCGAUCACCUUCUCUCUGUACUCCUCCAAACCCUGAGAGUGUUCUAUGGUCAGCGUCACUGAACUAGAAUCCACUCUUUCAGCCAUCUCUGCUCCCUUUCUCCACUGCGGUCUUUUAACCUCCUACUCUUCCUCCCCUCGUUUUGUCUGUUCGCUGUUGUUUCUGUGGUCUAUCACUCGAUCUUACCCCCACCCCGGGGGUAUUUUAAAUUUUAACCAAUCUGAGCCUUUGCAAAUGUGGAGGACGUGUGGGCGUUCUGUUCAAACGGUUAAAAGCGGAUUAGAUUCUAGCUUUGACCAGAUAUUAAGUCCAGUUCUUUUGAAAAUGCGUUUCAAAUAUUUCGGAGCACAGAAUCUGUGAGAUAUAUUGAUUCUGGUGCAUUACAGUGUAGGUCUGUGGUGUUCAAAGUUCUAGUGCACCUCAAAACUUCUCCCAGUCACACAUCACUGUAGGAAUGUUCCAGGGCACUGAUAAAUUUUUUAUAUUUCCGUCACACACUCACUAAUAUCCAUCAGCAGUGUGCGGACCCCCCUUUAUCCAAAGCGCUUUACAAUUGAUGCCUCUCAUUCACCAGAGCAGUUAGGGGUUAGGUGACUUGCUCAGGGACACUUUGACACGCCCCAGGGCGGGGAUCGAACCGGCAACCCUCCCAACUGCCAGACAACCGCUCUUACCUCCUGAGCUAUGUCGCCCUGUUACAAAGAUUACAUGUUGAUAUGCUGUCGUAAAGUUUGGGUGAUGCGAAUGGGGGGUGGGGCGGAUUGGGGGGGUGGGGGGGGGGGGGGUGUUGGCUGAACUAUGCGACCUCAGAGGGCUGAGGUCUUUGGGGAAGAAGCCAGGGGGUGACAAAGCCCUUUUCUCUGUAAACGUGCAGGUGUGCAGGUGCCAAGGAACUCUGGGAGUGCGUCUCUCUUUCUCUCCCCUCUCUUUCAAAAUGGACACAGGUGCAUUUCUGUCAUAGUUACCACUGUACGUCUCCACGGUGACAGGGAGUGGGUGAUGUUGUGAUGUUGUGCCAAAUCUCUUACCCCAAGAUCUAGGUAAUUUGGCCAAGCCUGCAUUGAAGGCAAUACUGGACAUUCACACACACAUACAUAUAGGAACAUAUACAGUGUAUACGUAUAUAUACACACACACACACACACACACACACACACAAGUACCAGGUAUACAAAACAGUAAGCAAGCUGUCUUACACUGUUCUGAUUGGUGUACUGUGUGGACCUUUUUAGGCUGGUAUGUGGCGAUUUUCUCAGUGACUGUAAAUAAACUGCUGGAUGUUUUGUUAAAAUACUGGUCAUGGGUAAUGCACAAAUGCACUGUUUCCUGUGUUAGGGUCCUGCACUCAAACUACAUAUUAAGUUAAGUUCUUCAUCUCAGUCAGUCCUUGACUUUCGGCGGGAAGCGUGCUUAAGGAAUGUGUUUGUCUUUCUUUAUCUCACUCUCUAUCUCUUCCUACAUAUAUAUAUAUAUGUGUGUGUGUGUGUGUGUGUGUGUGUGUACACACACACAGUAUAUCUCAUGCCAAGUAAACUCUUGUUCGUACUUGAAUUCUCCAAUUUGGAGAGGAGGUAAUUUUUCAUUUUAUUUAUCAGAAAUGAACUGUUGGAUUUUAUUCGUUUGGAUGUUUGCUGUGUUGUGUUUGUGUAUGUUUUGUGUUAGUUGUUUUUAUUUAUUUUAAGAAUGGCAAACAUAAGGGGGAAAUGCCUGGUUUUGUGUAUUUUAUGAUGUCAUUUAUGUUUCCUCUUAAUUUAGGACAUUAGUGUAUUUGUUUCAUGAAGCAUGAAAGACACCAAAUAAUGACAGACUCAUUUUGGAGAAAUAAAGAUGGCAUUUGUGAGAACGCUCACUCGCAUAUGUCAUAUCCAUGACA